Lampris incognitus (smalleye Pacific opah) is the source of this 10101-nucleotide messenger RNA. It is a transcript of the gene cep192, whose product is annotated as centrosomal protein 192. Lineage: Eukaryota; Metazoa; Chordata; Actinopteri; Lampriformes; Lampridae. The transcript is spliced from 52 exons. Gene Ontology annotation, cellular component: cytoplasm; centriole; pericentriolar material. Bases 133 to 8595 code for a protein of 2820 amino acids. Gene Ontology annotation, molecular function: protein kinase binding. The record is from RefSeq and is a predicted model, not a curated record. Gene Ontology annotation, biological process: centriole replication; centrosome duplication; centrosome-templated microtubule nucleation.
AGAAGUUGGAGCCGUUAAAGAAUCGUGAACUGGCGGCCUCAUCUUGGGUCUUGUAUUAGUACUUUUCAAAUGAACGUCUUCACCUGAACUGAGCUUUUAGCUACCUGGCGUCAAAGCCUACAGUCCCCAAACAUGGCAGACGGCUUUUUAAACUUGGAGGAGGAGACGUUCCCCAGCUUCCUUGCCAGCUCUCUGAACACCACCAACGGCAGUGCCACCCUGGAGAAUUUGACGCUGGGCUCAGGCCCAGGGCUACCAGUGGCUGCCUCCACAGAGGCUAAAAUUAGAGCUGGGACUGAGAACAGAGGGGAUUCUGUGGAGGCAUCGUAUCUGGACGGUGGGCAGCUUUCACUGGCCAAUUCUCAGUCAUCUAACGGAGAACAGGCCAAGCUUGCUCUCAGCUUUAAAGAUAUGGACAAGGCAGAAGAUUUCAUUGCAGCUCAUCAUUUCUCAGACAUGUUGGUGAAGAUUCAACUGGAUGACACCGAAUCCAGAAUCCAAAGCUCCAGGUUAUGCCUUCCUGUCACAAAUUCUGGCUCCCUCAAUGGGCGACAAACAGAACUUGGAACUGAUCUCUCAACGGGGCUGCUGACCUUUGCCCAGUGUGCACAAAUAGAGCGUAUGGAUGCAAAGGUCCUACCCAUCCAAGCUGAGAACAUUUCGGAUAAUGAGGAAGCUGAGAGUGACCGUUUCAGUGGCAGUGUCUCAAGCUUCCUGGCCAAUGAGAAAUUGAUGUCUUUGGACAGCAUGGGCAGUGACAUCACAGAUGAUGACAUUGAUGUGAACAAUCUGCCUGAUGAUGAACUGGAUCUGUACUUCAAUAAGCUGGUCCCUCCUGCCAUGCAGAGAGGAAGAGUGGAGGGCCAGGAGAUUCCUGCAGCAGGCCUUCAGGGAGCUCCUGACAGCCCAUCAAACGCAUGUUCUACAGAGCCAGAGAAGAACCGAUACCAGUUCCUGGAUGUUGAAGAUCAGGAGGACUUUCAGAUGCCUGAUGUGCGGCUGGCAGCUACAGGCAUGGACUCUUGCCCUGCCAGUGAUGAGGACACAGAAGAUGAGUUGGAGGCCACAAGGAGGACCAGCAAUAGAGCAAGGCUGUUGCUGCCCAGUACCUCUAGACAGCUGGUUGGAGAAAGUAAUCGUCCAAGUUUCAGACCAGGACUGGAUGGAGGCAGUUCUGAUGAUGAGCCCUUUAGUGGACGCAGGGGUCCAUCUGUGUCUGGGAUAGAACACAGGCGAUCUGCGGAGGGCCAAGUCAUCAACUCUCCUGUCACAGGGGAUGGAGGAGGUGGAGAUGGUAGCAGUGGGAGUGAGGAGAGUGGAAAUGAUGGAGGAGUGUCGACCAUCCCUCUUCCUCAAGCUGGUGUCCAGACCACCUACGAUGUGCUGCGGGGUCUUGGGAUUGUGGGAAGCAGUGGCAUCGAAGAAGAUGGGGGCAGAGAGCUGAAUAAUCUGCCAAGCCUCGGAAGAAAUUGCCUUUCCAGGCACACUGAGAUGGGAGACCGUGUGGGUCCAGUCGGAACAGGAGAGGCCAGCUCCUCUCCAGGGACUUCAGCAGUACGUCAGAACUCUUCCCCCGUCAACUGGAGUAUGACCUUGGAUCGACAGGAGGCACUGGAUGCCAUGGACAACAUUUUGGGGAUCACUGCUGAGGGAGUGUUAGAUUCUGUCUAUUUGAGGAAUGGUGCUGGAAACCGAAUACCUCAGGACACAGGCAGCACCAACACAACACACGUCCAGAGCACUCAGAGCACCUUCCAGCUAUCCCAGAUGCUGCUUCUAGACUGUAAUGAGAACAAUGAUUAUGGCGUGGAUGAAGCUGAUGAUGUCAGGCCUUCUCUGGGAUUAAGAGGAGGGCCCUGUGGUGAUGCUGCAGUGGCUGAGCCAUCAGACAGCCAGAGUGAGGAUGAGAACAACCUUCUCUCUACCUCACUGGAGCCCAAAUAUUUCUCCCAGAGCUUCCACCAGGAUCAGGUAGACUCUGACGAUGGGUGGAAUUACUGCCCAGACAACUUAGAGCUGGAGUUUGGACAAGGUGUCAAUGGCUGUCAUAGUGUGGUGUACCAGGAUGAAGAGGGAAAGUGGGUGACAGACUUGGCCUACUACUCUUCCUUUGAGAAAGAAGUGGAUGGAAACAUACCAGAACGUGUUAGCCAGUUUGAGACUGAGGACUUUUUUCCUGCCUGUAAUGCUAUCGAAAAGAUCAUGGCAGAUCAAGAAGAGUUUGAGAAGGAGCACCAAUUUAUGCAGGAGGAGCAGAUAGUACCGGCCAGUGGUAGUCUCACUCUUGGCGACACCUCCUGGAAGCUCCCCACCAGCAGCCACAUCUUGACGAAGGCCUCUCAAGUCUCCUCAGAGUUUGAACAGGCUAAUCAGACCUACCUGCGACUCUCCUUGGGGGAGUUCUUUGAACAGCGCUCUGAAGCCCUAGGCUGUCUUGGGAGCAAUGAUAGAGACAUGGUUAAACGGCCCUCCUUUGGCUACAUCAUCACCUCUCCAGAGAAGAGAGAACCUUUUCCUCUGAUCCGUCCUUCAGACUUCGCAUCCAGAGAAGAUUCUCUUCAAAAUGAGACAAUGGAGCUCAAAAGAGCUGAUGAAACCCUCCGUGCAGAGGACCUGGACACAACUUGUGUUGUGUCAGGUGUCAGGAUGUCACCUAAGGGUGAUACUGAUCCCAACAUUUGUGAGAAGAAGGAUGGGACUCUCCCUGUUGUACCCUCUGAUGACACUGAGGGUGCAGGCUCUGUUUUGGGUCCAGCUAACCAGACCUGUAACUCCCCCAGUAAUGGCACUGGACUAAUGUUAAGUAUUAGUACUAUUGCCUCAGCCAUUGCUGAUGCGUCCAUCAGUUCUGACCCGUCUCAACUGGCUGCUAUGAUCAUGGAGGUGUCCAAGAGGAGUAGGGCCAAGAAUCAUGCUGGGCCUGCUGGACCUGUUGAAAGUACUGGCAACACCAUAGAGAAAAAUGCUUCAGUAAAACACACCAGCAAUGAUAUGGACCAGAUUUCCCUGAUGGACACAAUACAGAGAAGCACCUGCAAUGGAGAACUGAGUACCUUUGACAUAGAGAAAUACCUGAGGAAGGCGGAUUUGUCUGUCUGCAGUGAUGCCUCUGUCGCACACACCACCCUUGACCUGACUAGCUGGGCUGACCACCUCAGCAACUCUCACAGGCACUCUCAGGAUAGAUUACCUGUCGAGGACGAGGGGUGCUCUGCUCAGCAAGCAGAAGAUAGUUUACAGUCUCCAAGUGGGAAAUUGGACACAAGGAGAGAGACUACAGUUAAAACUUGUACAAGCAUAACACAACAGUCUAGUACAAAGUCGCUGCUCUCAGGUAAUAAGGACGAUUUAAGAAGAAGCUCUAUUCCUCGUCCCAAGGCAAGUUCUGUACCAACAACCACACCCACCUCAGCUCGAAGGUCUGCAGGCUCAGUGCAGUCUCCCACAGCCAAACCUGCAGAUGACAAAGUUGCCACCACAACAAACUCCCUCCCUGGAGAUGGCAAGGCCCCCUCUGCUUCUAAGACAAACUCAAAGGCUUAUGCUUCUUUGAGCAGGACCUCCACAGAAAGCCAAGCCAAACUAGAAACUGUGCUUCCACAUAUAUCCAACAACCCUCAGUCUUAUUUGCAAAAGCUUGAGAGUAACGCUGUUGCCUCACUUGGGGGGCCAAAAACCUCACCAGGUCAGAGGAGAGGGCGGUCAGGCCUACCUUGCCUCAAAAGCUCAUCUCCUCCCACACAAAAGCAGAAGAGUACAGAACAGCAGCAUCACGACAGACCCAGCAAUGCUCCAGAGAAAGCAUCAGCACCCAGGAGCCCUAUAACUGCUCCACCAUCCCACUGCUCUGGGGAGACUAACAUUGGCAUUUUCUGCCAAAGCCCCCAACCAACUAUACACCGCACAUUUGAUGUAUUCAAAGGUUCCUCUGAACCUUCUGGGAUUGACGUGGAGGAGACUCAAUGUAGCUUCAGACCAUCCACCUCUCCUCUCACCCACUCCUCUCCUAGUCAGACCUCCAUCCCCAGUACUGAUGGUACAGUGUCCUCUCCCUCCGGUGAAGGUGUGGCAGGUAGACGUCAAGACUGUGAACUCCCUCCUUCGUCCAUCUGCUCUAGCCCUAGUCUUAGCAGGCUAACAUACAUCUCACUAAAUGACAGCACUGUCAUACCCACACCUGAAAGACAAAAGAAUAACUGCACCAUGGCACUCAGCACCACCAUAAUCAGGGCUAGUCCAACCCCACCAGUGGAGCCAGAUGCUCAAUCUAAUUUGGACAAUCUUUGUCCAUCCAAAAUUCUUGAACAGGAGCAAUCCCACCAGUCCAAAAGUCCUGAUCCACUACCACCACACCGGUGUAAAAGUCCAGAGCCCCCACGUAGCUGUUCUGUUCUCAGCUGCACUCGCAGCCAGAGUGAAUGUAACUACCAUUGUAGUGGGAAGGGACCCGGUGAGCAACCAGCAGGCUGUGGGCAUCACAUGCACAACUCUGAGUCCAAUGUGCGGCAGCUUACUAAAGUUGACUCUGGCUACUCCAGUAAUCUAAACAUCCAGCAGCCUUGCAACACCAUAGCCAGUCAGAGUACCCAACAAUGGGGAGCAGCUGGCUCCAUCUCUACUCAAGCAUACACUGGGGGGGGUCUUGUCAAGCCUCCCUCUUACUCUUCAGAAGACCUGCGCUAUUUGCCGAUCUCCAGCUUUAAGCCCCAGGGAGCUAGUCAAGUGGACAUACUGCAUAACGGUGGUGGGCAGUCCCUCCUUGCUGGCCAUGGUCUCUUCACUGCCCAGGUCACUCAGCAGUACUUAGGAUCUGAAGCUCCAUUACAUCCUGCAGCCUACCACAUAGGAGCAACAGGAAAUGGUCUUUACGGCAUAUCCAGUUGUGAAUUACCGGGAAGGCACCUUCCCACUACAUCGGUUCCCUUCAGUUUGACUGGGCCUGCAGCAUACUACCAGCUCCAGAGACCCCAAAAGAACCAACUGGAUCUGGGCGCGAUGGGGAAACCCUACAUUCAGCAUGGCGGAGAAUCAUGGGUGGUUGGUGCUCUCGAUGAACUUAGAGACCAAGUGGUAGUGCCAGAGGAGCUGCGGUUCCCUCAUGCGUGUUGUGUGGGUAUUGCUUCCCAGACCUCCCUCAGCCUCUUUAACCCCUCGGAGAGGUGGCAGCAGGUGUCCAUCACUGUCACCGGCCUCACCAUCGAUGGAGAGAAGGUUGACAGCUUGCCUCAUCAGUGGCUGAUAGUAAAGAACAAGACUAUCAUUGGCCCAAAGAGUACCGAGGAGCAGAAGGUUUUGUUCAUCCCUCCCCGACCAGGCGUCUAUCAGUGUGUCCUCAGUGUUUCCUCCUGGCCUGCAUCAGCUGAGGCAGAGGUGGCUGCCAGGGCUGAAGUCUUUGCCAAAAGGGUCAUGCUUGUGGCUGUUGCUGAGAACCCUGCACUUGAGGUUGAUGUUGGCAAAUCUGGCUGUUUGGACUUUGGAGACCUGACAGGCGGUAGUACCAAGUCCCUUCCUCUCAGAAUCCUAAACAGGACUCACGCCACAGUACCCAUCCGCCUGGUCAUCAGUGCGAAUGCUAUGGCCUGGCGAUGUUUCACUUUCUCAAAGAACCCAGUCGCCAUGACAGCUGAGGGGCCGCUCCAGGCAGGUCACAUGACCCAGUCGUCUUCUCCAUCAGUGAUUAAUCAUGUGUUGCAUGCCAGCUAUGAUGAGAACCCAGAAAGCUUCAUGGUUUGGUUUCACUUCAGAGCCCCUCAGAAGUACAACACCUCUUCAGGAAAUCUAGGUCCAGCGGAUGAGUACAGUGCUCGGGUGGACAUUGAAUUGGACUGUCCUGGUCCAAGUCAUGUCAUUAGGAGCAUUCCCCUCAGGGCCAGGUCUGGAACAGCAAGGGUCCAUGCGCCUAAGGACCUACAGACUGUCAGCCUUUCCGCUGCAUUGGGUAAAUCUAGUCAACAGACACUGCCUUUAAAGAAUGCAGGCAACGUUGACGUGCAGCUGAAACUCAAGAUCAGUGAUCUUGAAGACUGCUUCUCAGUGAAGCCUGAUGAACUGUCUCUGAGAGCAGGAGAGGAGCAGGGGAUUGUGGUCUCCUUCACUGCACAGGGCAGCAAGAAAUGCAGAGCGGGCCUCCUCACUAUCUUGGUGCUGCCAUCAGGCCCUCAGUAUGAGGUGGCCCUGAAAGGACAGGUGAUCCCAGAGUACUGUGACAAGCCUGCCACCACUGCCACUACUUUGCACCCUGGGGUGGCAAGUGAUGUACCCCCUAUCCUCUCAAACAAACAGUUUGUGGCCUGGGGAGGGGUCACCCUUGGAAGAGCUGUACAAAAGAAGCUGGUUUUAAGGAACAACUCCUCCAAUAUGUCCCAGCAACUCCGACUGCUGAUCCGUGGUCAAGACCAAGAUUGUUUUCAGCUCCAGAGUAUGUUCAGUCCAGAAGAGCGUUUGACAAGACACGGGGAGCUGUCAAUUCGUCCUAAAGAGGACAUGACGGUACACUUGCUCUUUGCACCCACCAGGGUUGCCUGUAUGCUGGCCAAGCUGGAGAUCAAACAAUCUGGAGUAAGGCCCUCACAGCCAGGGGUCAAGUUUACAAUUCCUCUUUCAGGCUAUGGUGGCACCAGCAACAUCAUCCUGGAGGAUCUGAGGAAACGGGCAGAUGGCUAUGUUGCCACGCUAACGGGCAUUGCUGUUGGCCAAGUCAGCAAGGUGUGUCUGUGUGUGAGGAACACAGGCUCCAGAGCAGCCUUCAUCAAAGCUGAGGCUUACUCUGACAUGCAGACGCGCUCCAUCAUGGACCCCUCUGUCAUCAGCCUCUCCCCAUCACAGUUUGUCCUGAAGGCGAGGACACAAGAGGUGAUCACAGUAAUGAUCAAGUCCACCCAAAGAGAGGUUUCCCUUUGUCAAUCAGCAAAUGCACUGCUGGUUACCCUCUGUCUUUUCUGUGGCGAUGAAGUAUCCAGGCAGCAGUACCGGAGGUUGUUGCAGAGUAAGCCGGAGGCUGGAAAGAAGGUUCUUUCUGAGAAUAGCUUGCUGAAAAAUAUUGAAUUCAACACAAAGUUCCUAGGAGAGGAACAGGUUACAGAGACCUAUGACUUGCCGCAGAGACCCAACGAAGCCCAAAUCUUCUAUGGGAAUAUGAGUAAGGUAGUCCUAUCUCUGAUGGGCAGCACAGAGAGUUCAGAUACUGGGGAGAGUGACCACACUGAGCCUGUGGAAGCAUCUGCUAAGCAAGCCCUGGAAACAGUAAGUGGUUUUCUAAACGGUAAUGUGUCCCUGGAUGUGCUGCCUGUGAGAGGACCCCAGGGGUUGGCUCUAAGAGUGGCAGAACCAUCCCAUAAGGCUGCAGAGUCAUCAGAGAGGCAGCAGGACUGCUGGUCCAUUCAUCCGGAACAUCUUGUCCUCACUGUUCCCACCAUCAAUGGUGCAGCCACUACCAGGCAGGUUCAGAUCCGGAACAACACAUCUAGACAGCUGAGUUUUGAGUUGUCCUGGCCUGCUCACUGCCUCACCAUCACCCCUCAGCAUGGAGUCAUAGAGCCGCAGUGCCACCUGCAGGUUCUGAUCAGUCCUAACCCCUCGCUAGCAACCAAGUCUGCGCUGCUGCCGUGGAGUGGACAGAUUUAUGUCCAGUGUGAUGGACAUCAGAAGUCCAUCAAGGUUCAGAUUCGUCGGGAUUUGGCUCUGGAUGUUUCAGCAGCCCCUGCAGAUAGGACCCUAUCAGCCUUGACUCCACAGGCUGCCACCCCUCUCCCGCCCUUGGUUAGGUCCUGCAGCCAGACCGGUCAGCCCCCUCUGACCCCACACCCCAAGGCCCUGGUGGAGAUCAGCCACAAGACGAUUGUCUUCCCUGCUACUCCCUCAAGAGAAAUCUCAGAGGCCUACCUGGAGGUGGAAAAUGGAGAAGAGGAAGUCAGGUGGUACUUAUCAUCCUUCGCCCCUCCAUAUGUCAAGGGAGUUGACAACAGCGGAGAUGUUUACCGAGCCACCUACACUGCCUUCAGAUGCUCCAGAGUCUCUGGCACACUGGGAGCCCAGGAAAAGAUACAGGUGCCUAUUACCUUCUUGCCAAGAGACCGUGGCGACUAUGCCCAGUUCUGGGACUUGGAAUGCCACCCGAUAUCUGAGCCCCAGCUGAAGACCAGUAUCCGCUUCCAGCUCUGUGGCAUGGGUGUUAAGUCAGGGCCGGUUGAAGGACCACAAGAAGGAGAUUGCUCUCUGGUGAAAACUGACGCUACAGUCAAAACAAGAAAGAAAACAGAUGAAGCUGCCAAGACAGGCCCGGAGCAAGGUAUACGCCGGGGUGUGUAUUCUCCCCAGGACCUGUACACUUUCCCAGCUACACGGGUGGGUGAGUCCAGUACGCUGAAGGUCAACAUUCGCAACAAUUCCUCCGACAAACAUGAGCUGAAAUUUGUAAACCCUAGGGAGCCCUUCCACAUCAAGCAUUCUGAAUAUUCCUUAAGAUCACAGCAUUAUCUCAAGCUUCCCGUACAGUUCAAGCCAAGCGUGCCAGGCAGACACACUGGAUUGCUGCUGAUCCAGUCAGAAACAAGUGGCAGUCUGGUUAUUCAGCUAACUGGUGAGGCCCUGCCUUGAAGUCACCAUCUACCAUCCCACUCCAUUUUUCCUACUUCUGGCUGGCUUUGGAUCUUUGGAUUGUUGCCCUCUCCUGUACUAUUCAUCACAGAAUAGACAGAGUGACAGAGGAAGAGGAAAAAAGGAAAACACUGCUAAGUCACAUGAAGAAAAGAUUCCUGGACUCCAGCCUUCCUACUCAUCCUAUUCACAGACAUUCACACAAUGUAGACCAGAGCUGAUUAGCUGGGGCUGACUGAGACUCUGUGUACUGCCAGUGCCUGACCUAGCCCUGUCUGCCUUCCUCAAUCCACAUUGGCUAAAGCACAGGUGUCCUCAACUGGCCCAUGAACAAUGAUUGUGCCUGUUUGUGCCUCAAGCUGAAUGAUUUGGUCUGACUGGCUCACAAUUAGUCUGCACUGCUCUGGCAUUUCAAAGAGCUAAUGAUUUUUGUCACUUGACUCUGGAUCUGGCAUUUGCCUUAGCCCUGAGUCAUGUCACAAGGCAGCAUUGUUGUUGCUAUGGUCCCUGUUAGGCAGCAGCAAUAACAGCACCAGUUGUGAUACAUUGGGGAUUACUUUGAUUUAGUCUCACAGGAAUGCUUUUGUCUUCUAUUUGAUAUCACAACUGCAGGGACUUGGGUCAUUUGGAAAAGACUCAUUGUUGCGUCUUUCCCUUGUUAUAUGAAUUUUUUAAGCAAAUCUGGGUCCUUCCAAUAAAUGGUUAAUUUGCUGCACUAAUGAUUUUUACACACAUACAAGAGGUGUAAGGAAUUGGGUGACAAGCAAUAUUUUUUUCCCAUGUGUUGAUAUUUUUUCAGCAUCAAACCUUGUACUUUUUAAUUGCUCCAUCUUUGCGUGCAGUUUCUUGUUGCUUUUCUUUGCUGUCGUGCCAGUAUCUACCUGCAUGAACAGUAGUCAGUGUCAUUCAUUGACUUCUUGUCAGCCUCCCAAAACCUCUAACAACUGGUCCAGAUGCACCUUAUUGAGUCGUGAUCAGAACGUCUCCUAGCAACAUUAGGAUGGCUAAUGAUUGUUAUCACAUGUUAAAACAGUUCGCCUCACCGAGGUAUUUUUUCGGCAGCUCACCAGGCCAUUUCGGUUUGGUUACCAUGGCAAAAUGGUGCUGAUGGAUGAUCACUGUUCGUGUCAGAGAGAACUGGAUCACCAUUACCUCCUCUGGCUCUGGGAAAAAAUGGCCAAAUUUGCUUGGGGAAAUUCGAUUCACAUCCAUAAUUUGUUUGGGAGCAGGAACUGGUGUAGCAAAAACCAAAUAUUUUCAAGGAUGUGUUAUUGCACUGCUGUGUCAAAACACAUUUUGUGGACACUUUCAUCACGACUUGUAUGUUACUUUUCUGUUUGUAAAACACAUUCAGUUUGAAGGCAGUGGUUUGUCUUGAUGUCUUGAACGUAAUGUCCUUUUAACAACAGUUCGUUUCAUGACUUAUCUCUCGUCUUGGGAUUUGCACAUGCUGUAAAUGUCAUUGUGAUAUAUCACCAUGUAUAUUUUAAAUACAAUAAAUUUAUA